This is a messenger RNA of Penicillium bovifimosum, 243 nucleotides long. RefSeq lists its product as uncharacterized. The record is from RefSeq and is a predicted model, not a curated record. The transcript has 4 exons. Lineage: Eukaryota; Fungi; Ascomycota; Eurotiomycetes; Eurotiales; Aspergillaceae. The annotation marks the transcript as partial.
UCGAAGGCGAGCGUUUCUGUCUGUGAUCGUGCGGAAGGCAGCAGAACGUGUGGUGGCUUGAUUGUGUGGCGACAGGGGCAACAGAGCGUGGGGAGGCUCAAUUGGAUGGUGACGGGGGUGGCUGGUGGGUACCGUCGCCAAACUCGAAUCGAUCGAACGUCUCUGUUUGUGAAUGUGCGGAAGGCAGCAGGACGUGUGGUGGCUUCAUCUUUUCCCAAACAUUGUGAGGGAGAUGGAGAAGAG